Molecule: messenger RNA, 912 nt
Organism: Closterium sp. NIES-67
Lineage: Eukaryota; Viridiplantae; Streptophyta; Zygnematophyceae; Desmidiales; Closteriaceae
Source: the annotation of a GenBank genome assembly
UUGGGAGUCGCCCCCCAGUAGCAAUCAUCUUGACGUAAACUCCACCACCACCCUUAUUUUCGGGCUAAUAGCUAUCGUCCCGUUUUGUUACCAUUCACCCGCCCGCCAUCGUACCUCUCGGCUCCGUAAAAUUUCGCCAAUCUUAAUUCGCCAAUUUCACAGCCAUGCCUCGGUACACGACGUCGCAGACCUUCACGGACGGCAACACGCAAAUAGUCGCGUUGCCCGACAUCGUCGAGCAGAAGCGCGAGGAUCCCAAGGGUGACGUGGAGGAGGAGCCGUACGAGGUGAAGCUUCAGCGCAUCUCAGAGUGCGUGCCGCUGCGCAUCACCAGCACCAGCGGAAGCUCCGCGGGCAGCGGAAGCGGAGACUUUCACCAGUACCGUGCCAUGCGGCGGCAUGAGCAGGACCGGCUGAUGCGAAUGGAGGCAGACUACAACAAGCGCAUGGAGGAGAGGCGCUUCCAACAACGCAGGGAAGAGCGGCUGAAGGAAGCAGAGGAGCGAACAGCAAAGAAGCGAGCGAAACGGCAAAAGAAGAAAGAGAAGCGGAAGAAGCAGAAAACAGAGGGAGCAGGGGAUGGUAGUUUGCCGAGUGUGGCUGAGGGGCAGAAAGAGGGGCUAGUGUCAAGCGAUGAGGAUGUCGAGGAGGCUGCGGCUGCCCCAUCUGCCCAGGCAGCGCUUGAUUGACAAGUAGCACUGUACAUUGCUGGAUGUACUUUACAUUGUGAAGGUGCCGUCCUAUGUUCAAGACGUCAGAAGGCAUUGUUCAGUGUUUUUCUCCAUGUUGGGAGGUUACUGAGUAGUAACAUACAGGUACGUUGCAUCAAAUUGGGCUUUACCUUGGCGUUUUCAGUUCACUCCCCACUUCAGUUCUCCUUGGUUGUUUUAGAAAUAAUGGUUUCCUUCUAGG